CGGCAGAAUCCUUGCCACCGCUUUCUUCUCUCUUCAGUAGAAGGGAUAUUAACACAAAUAACCUGGUCUCUGUAACGAUCGUCAAGACUGCCUUCAAAUCCAGACCCAGUACGAUAAACCAGAAAUUGAUAAUAAAAGUUGCCUUUUUUGGAUUAAAAAUAAUUUAAAAAAAAGAAGAAAGAGAAAGCAAAAAGAAAAACUUGGGCAAAGUUUCCAUGUGUUUGACAGUCUUAAUUGCUGAAAUAACUUCUCCUUCCUUGUCCAGUACAGGCCUCGUACCUCUCUUCUUUUUGCUUCCUUCUCCAUUUCUGCAUCUUAACUCAAAAUUUGUUGCUAGUGGAACCAAAAACUUCUGUUUGCAGCAGCGUUGAUAUUCUUUUUAGCCAACGGAAGUCCAGUAGUUUACAGGCCGAGAUGACAAGGUUAUACGACGCCGUUUAGAUGCUGAAUUCGAGCGGCACAUGAAACCCUGCGUAUGACUGAUAAAAAAGCAGCAACACUUAGACGACAACGUUUAUAUCGCAGAACAGUAUCACUAAGCUCGAGUGCUCGAUUUUUCCGUUUUCGUCUCCGUUUGUGUGUGUUUUCAGCUUCGCUGUCUCUCUUUCUCUCCCCCUAGAAUGGCGACGGCAAUGAUCUCGGAGACCAAAAAGGCGCCGCGGCCGGGGCGGGGCGGAUACCAAGCUCACGGCAUGACUGAAGAGGAAGCUCGUGUACGAGCCAUAGCAGAAAUCGUCAACUCCAUGGUGGAACUCUCGCGAAAGAACCAAACUGUGGACCUCAAUGCUAUUAAAUCCGCCGCCUGCCGCAAGUACGGCCUCGCGCGAGCCCCGAAACUCGUGGAGAUGAUCGCAGCUCUUCCGGAGUCCGAACGAGACUCGCUACUUCCUAAGCUCCGCGCCAAGCCUGUCCGUACUGCCUCCGGAAUCGCGGUCGUGGCCGUCAUGUCGAAACCACAUCGGUGCCCCCAUAUUGCAACAACGGGAAACAUUUGCGUUUAUUGUCCUGGUGGACCGGACUCAGAUUUUGAGUACAGCACACAAUCCUACACUGGCUAUGAACCUACUAGCAUGCGUGCAAUUCGAGCCAGAUAUAACCCAUAUGUUCAGGCUAGAAGCAGGAUUGAUCAACUUAAGCGGUUGGGCCACAGUGUAGAUAAGGUUGAGUUCAUAUUGAUGGGUGGUACUUUCAUGUCAUUGCCAGCGGACUACCGUGAUUACUUUAUAAGGAAUCUUCAUGAUGCUUUGUCAGGACACACUUCUGCCAAUGUUGAAGAGGCAGUUGCUUACUCUGAGCAUAGUGCCACAAAGUGUAUUGGCAUGACAAUUGAAACGAGGCCAGAUUACUGCCUCGGACCUCAUCUACGUCAAAUGCUUUCUUAUGGUUGUACGCGAUUGGAGAUUGGAGUUCAAAGCACAUAUGAGGAUGUUGCUCGGGAUACUAAUAGAGGACACACAGUAGCAGCUGUUGCUGAUUGUUUUUGCUUGGCAAAGGAUGCUGGGUUCAAGGUUGUUGCUCAUAUGAUGCCUGAUCUUCCAAAUGUUGGAGUAGAGAGGGACCUUGAAAGUUUUAGGGAGUUCUUUGAGAGUCCUUUAUUUAGAGCAGAUGGGCUGAAAAUUUACCCCACACUUGUAAUUCGAGGAACUGGACUUUAUGAGCUUUGGAAAACUGGCAGAUAUAGAAAUUACCCACCUGAGCAACUCGUAGAUAUUGUAGCUCGGAUCCUAGCCAUGGUGCCCCCUUGGACACGUGUUUAUAGAGUUCAACGGGAUAUUCCUAUGCCAUUGGUUACAUCUGGGGUUGAGAAGGGAAAUCUCAGGGAGCUAGCUUUAGCUCGAAUGGAUGACUUGGGUUUAAAAUGCCGUGAUGUCCGUACACGUGAGGCUGGAAUCCAGGACAUUCAUCACAAAAUUAAGCCGGAAGAAGUUGAGCUCGUUCGCCGUGAUUAUACAGCAAAUGAAGGUUGGGAAACAUUUAUUUCAUACGAGGAUGCAAGACAGGAUAUCCUUGUUGGUUUGUUACGAUUGCGAAAGUGUGGUUGCAAUGUUUCUUGUCCAGAGCUCAUGGGCAAGUGCUCUAUUGUUCGUGAACUCCACGUAUAUGGGACUGCUGUUCCUGUUCAUGGGCGUGAUGCAGACAAGUUGCAACACCAGGGUUAUGGUACUCUAUUAAUGGAAGAGGCAGAGCGGAUUGCUCGCAGGGAGCAUAGAUCAACUAAAAUAGCAGUGAUUUCGGGCGUGGGAACCCGUCAUUAUUAUAGGAAACUUGGCUAUGAGCUUGAAGGCCCCUACAUGGUUAAAUCUCUCGAGGCUUGCUAAAUUUUGUAGCACCUACAUGUUUAAAUGUCCUGAGGCUGCUAAUAGGGGAUGCUAUAAAAUUUUGUAAUUUAUUUCAUUUUUUUUAAUAGAAAAUUUAGCUUUUAAUUAAUGAUUUAUUUGUAUACUUUCAGUUUCUUGUAGUAUUUUAUCGGGCAUUUUACCUUUUUUGAAGAACGUUUUCUUCGACUAGAUCAGGGAAAUGGCAAAAUACUUCCCGA
This is a messenger RNA of Manihot esculenta (cassava), 2536 nucleotides long. RefSeq names its product elongator complex protein 3. Gene Ontology annotation, molecular function: iron-sulfur cluster binding; acyltransferase activity, transferring groups other than amino-acyl groups. The transcript has 9 exons. NCBI's taxonomy places the organism in Eukaryota, Viridiplantae, Streptophyta, Magnoliopsida, Malpighiales, Euphorbiaceae. Bases 621 to 2318 code for a protein of 565 amino acids. The record is from RefSeq and is a predicted model, not a curated record. Gene Ontology annotation, cellular component: cytoplasm; elongator holoenzyme complex; nucleus. Gene Ontology annotation, biological process: tRNA wobble base 5-methoxycarbonylmethyl-2-thiouridinylation.